AUGGAAGGCUUUGGGGGAGGAAAGAUCUUGUUUGGAGAAAUUGAAGUAGUCCAAGUGUCUGUCAUGGAGAAAGUAUGGAGCUCCCCUGAUAACAAAGGAGUUACCUUUUACAAGCCCCUGCAAAUUCCAGAGGGCUUUUUCGUCCUUGGCCAUUAUGGGUGUCCUAAUGCACAACGACCCCUUAAAUCACCAUUCUUUCUAGUUAGUAUUACGCAAGAUAGAAGCAAUAUGAAAGGGGAAAUUAUAUUAGCAGGUCCACCAUUGGAAGAGCCUUCAGACUAUAAUUUGGUUUGGAGUAGCAAUGAAGGGCAAGUUUACUUUUGGGUUCCUCAAGCACCAGAGGGAUACAAAGCUCUGGGCUGUGUUGUCACAAAUACUCCAGCAAAGCCCACAUCAAAGGAAUUGGUGAUGUGUGUUCGCUCUGACCUUACAGAUACCUGUCAAACAGAGGGAGCCAUUUGGAGUAACAAAUCAUUCACUGCUUGGAAUAUAAGGCCUAAAGUUAGAGGGACAAAAGCUGCAGGGGUCUAUGUGGGUACAUUCUACUGCCAAACUGGUGGAUUGACCCCUAAUGAUCCUCUACCUAUUGCCUGCCUCAAGAAUUGUAAUCUUGACAAGUUUACUGCCAUGCCAAAUGUGGACCAAAUCAAUGAAUUGCUGUACAAGUAUGGACCUACUGUCUUCUUCCAUCCAUAUGAAAAGUACAUGCCUUCAUCAGUGGACUGGUUUUUCCAGAAUGGGGCACUCUUGUACAGCAAGGGUUCUGCAGUAGGAGCACAACCCAUAGAGGCCAAUGGCUCAAAUCUUCCUCAGGGAGGUGACCCAGAUGAUGGGAGCUACUGGCUGGAUUUGCCUAAAGAUGGUGCAGCUGCCACAAGGGUCAAACAGGGAGAUCUACAGAGUGCUGAAGCCUAUGUGCACAUUAAACCCAUGUUGGGAGGGACAUGUAGUGACAUAGAAAUGUGGUUAUUUUAUCCUUUCAAUGGUCCUAGGAGCCUCAAGGUGCAGCUGUUUCAUAAUAUAAGUCUGGGUAGAAUAGGGCAGCAUGGAGGUGAUUGGGAGCAUUUUACUCUCAGAAUCAAUAACCUCACAGGCAAGUUAUGGAGAGUUUAUCUGUCACAACACAGCAGUGGGCAAUGGUUGGACACCUCAGAGCUGGAAUACAGUGAAGGAAGCAGUGAUAGAGCUGUCAUCUAUUCUAGCAAGGAUGGCCAUGCAAGUUAUCCUGAAGAAGGAGACUUCCUUCAAGGGAAUACAAAGCUUCAAAUUGGUCUAAGGAAUGAUACAAAGAGAAGCAAAUAUGUUUUAGACACAAGUAUGCAAUUUCAAAUCAUAUCAGCAGAUUACAUGCAGCCUCAACCUCUGCAAGAGCCUCCAUGGCUGCAGUAUAUGAGAAACUGGGGACCUACUGUUGUUUAUGAUACAAGAGCAGAGCUAGACAGAGCAUUGAAGAUCCUGCCCUCUAAACUGAGACAUUCUGUAGAGGAUUUCUUCAAUAAAGACAUACCUGAAGAACUUUCUAGUGAGAAGGGACCUACUGGACCUAAAGCUAAAGAAAGUUGGGAAGGUGAUGAAAAGGAAAAAGCAUAG
Messenger RNA from Cryptomeria japonica (Japanese cedar), 1590 nucleotides. RefSeq lists its product as hypothetical. The record is from RefSeq and is a predicted model, not a curated record. Lineage: Eukaryota; Viridiplantae; Streptophyta; Pinopsida; Cupressales; Cupressaceae. The transcript has a single exon. Bases 1 to 1590 code for a protein of 529 amino acids.